Molecule: messenger RNA, 3066 nt
Organism: Ectocarpus siliculosus
Lineage: Eukaryota; Phaeophyceae; Ectocarpales; Ectocarpaceae
Source: the annotation of a GenBank genome assembly
AUGGCGGAGGCGGCAGCAGCGUCUUUCGUCCUGAAAGCAGAUGACAGCGCCCAGGCAAAGGACAACGCAGGCAAGCGCGUGUCGUCCCUUACGCGCCACUCGUCCAUGCCGCUGUUGAGCGCAGGACCGCACUCCUCCCACAAGCGAGGAAGCUCGGCAGGGGCUUCCCUGACGCCCUUGCUCGGGCCGAACGAGCCAACGCAACACGAUCAGCAGGGACAGCAGCAGCGGCGGCACCAACCGCAGCAGCACAACAUGGUCUUGAUGACGCCGAGGAGGGGGGGCCGCGGCACGGCCACGACAACACCGAACUCCCGGCCCCGAAACCGCAAGAUGCCCUCCAUGCUCGGCAUGCUGCAGAACGCGCAGGACCAGGCAGCGUCACCCGUGUCUGCGCUUAGCAGCAACUCCCACUAUCUCAGCGACGGCAGCCUUGUUGUAGGGGCCGGUGAUAACGAGUCUUCGGCCGCUGCUGCCACCGCUGAUAGGGGUGCCACCGCUGGAAACGAUCCAGCGGGUCCAAAGCGCACCUCAAGACGCAUGAACAUGGAAGCGACCCCGGCGGUCGGCCCUACAAAGCGACUACGGGACAAGUCCGUGCGUUUCAUCCAGCGGUUGCCGGGGCCCAGGCUGCUCAUGCAGGUCCUCGAGGAAGAAAUCGACCCCAAGAACGUGCGGCUCACGACUCAGUCCGAGCCUGUCAUCCUGAUGGAAGUGAUGCCGGCGGCCCUCGUGGUCUCCCUGCUGGUCUUGACCUACCUCGUCUUCGCCUGCGGUGUGGUCCUCAUCGUGCGGUUCCACCUCCGCGGGACCUCUACCCUCACCAUGGGUCCGGGGGCUGGGAACGGGGCAGGCGAGCUCUGCGCGUGGGGCUCAUCUUCCACGGCCACCGCUACCACCAGCCGGGGAGAAGGAGACAUUUUCAUCAUCGGAGCUGAGGGCCCCGACCCGCACUCGCCGUCCGCCGCGGGAUGCACGGUGCUUUCGCCGGGCCUGUCGGAGCUGUCCCUCGAUUCACCCCUUCUGUCGUCAUCAUCGUCGACCUCGUCCUCCUUGACGGAUGCUGAUGAGGAGCGGUACGGGGCGGUGUUUUCCGGCCAGUUUUCGGGCAUGACGGACCUAUCCGGGAGCGUAUCCCUGCACGUAUCGUUUGCCGACACCGAGGUACAAGAGUCUCUGCCCGACCCGGCCACAGUGGACAUCGCUUUGGAGGCGUGUGCGGCAGGGGUGACGGCCGGGGUACGCGACAGCACCAACCAGGCGGUUCUGGAGUGGGGCGUCUGCGAGGAGGGCUGGCAGCCUGUGUUGUUCCAGGAGGACAUCUCCGCUCGAGUCCGCAGCCUUCCCGAAAAUCGCGGGUACACCAUGUUCAACUUCUACCAGAACCAGGAGACCAUCCGGGGGCAAGCUCUCGUUCGCCAGUAUCGGGUCCAGGUUGGCUUUGUUUCAUCCACUACGAGCUCUAGCAGCACCGGCGGAAGCAGUGGCAGCACCGAGGAGCCUUUCAGCUUGAGCGAGGCUAGGUGGUCCCUUGAGUACGAAACUGGCGCGACAGAGGAGUGGGCGAAGAUUGUCCUAGCGGUCGUUCUGGUGUGCUGGGUGCCUGUUUGGCUGGCAUGGUGCUGGACUGUGUUCUACAAGAACGGGGAGGGCGGGUUCAAGAACGCCUUGCACGAGCGGAAAUGGCUGGCUUUCAUGGGUCUCGCGGUGGCGCUCUACCUAAAUCCGAUCAUGGUGGUCGGCAACUUCGUCGCUCCCGGGUCCGCAUCGUGGGGGCUGGCCAGCGAGAUGUCUCUCAGCGUCGCAGUGGCGGUGUUUCUGGUGGUGGCCCUCUGUAUCGCUGACGGGGUGGCCAAGGACAGGGUGGGUGGCGGCGCCGGUGGGUCCCUCGGCUUCUACGUCCCUAAGGUGGUGUUUGGCGUCUUGACCCUGGCGCUUAUGCUGCUGGUGGACCUCACGAGCUUCCCCACCCUCACUGGGAUGGAUCGCGGCUCUCUGCUGGCGGUGCAAAACUGGCCUGAAUCCCAGCGGCACGCUUUUGCAGGGGUGGCGUCCGCGCGUAUCUUCAUGGUGAUGCUGUGGGCGGUAUGGAUGUUGUGCCGCAUCUACAUCUCGGGCUGCCUCUUGAGGAAGCUUCCCUACGUGCCGAACCGAUACCAGCAGCUCUCCUACAGAUUUUUCGCCCUCCAGGCGUUCUUGCUGGGUAUCGUGUACGUGACGUUCGCUCUUUGGCGGCUGAUCGACAUCCUCAACGACGACUUGGGCGGAAACACGGUGGCCGCCGAAUUCAUGCUCUUCAUUAAGACCAGACAGGACCACCUGGGGUCGGUGUCGACCUUGUGUGCGUACGCCCUGCAGCUGCUUCUGCUCUUCCUGCCGUCGUCGUUCAAGGAGUCGAAACUCUUCAGGGACAUCGCUGUGCGCUUCGUCUACUUCGAAGAACAAGUGCCGGUCGCUAAGAGGAAGAGGAGGGAGGGAGGAGGAGCAGGGGGGGUCGAGGGCAACGCCGGCAGUGGCCAAGAAGGGGACGAAGACCACAUGUUCCGGGGCGGAGCCUUGAAUCCGUGGGAUACCCCGAAAAUGUCCCCGGGGGACGUCGGGAAGGAAGACGAGGAAGACAAACCUCUAUUCUGCGUAGAGACUGCCGCGUGGCUCUUGGAACUGGCGUGGGAAGCAUACAACGACCCAAUAGGGUUCGAGAACCCAAACAACUACCACUUCGGGGUGGCGGACUUCGCGAGGAUGGGGUUCGAGCUGGUGCGGCACAUUCACAACGUCCAGCACGACACUCACUGCUUCAUUCUCAAGGACGUGCCGAGAGGGCGUCUCGUGGUAACGUUUCGGGGAUCAGUCGGGACCAAACACUGGAUGGACAAUCUGAGAUUUUUGCAGACGGAGUUCAACAUGGAUCAGAUGAUGCCGAAGGGUCGGGAGCACGAAGCGCCGGAAGUUUUGGCCGAGGACAUCGAUAUCCGGGCCGCGGAAGCCUUGCACGGUGUCGUGGCGCACUUGGCGUCUGCGAGUGAAGAGCCAAACUUGCCAGUUGAGCUACCGGCAGCCCUUUAA